AUGACUUCCACGCGUCCCAUGCGACAGACGGCCGAGGAGGCCCGGGUUAUCAUGAACAAAACCCUGACGGAAGAAGGUAUGGGCGACGCUGACUGGGAACAGCUCCACAUGGGGACCCCAUCAGAGCGGCGGUCCUCCAAACGGUCGACGCCCGACGUCAACCCCGAAGCGGCAGGCAUGGGCGACGGCUCAAGCGAGGUCUCCGAGAGACCGACCAAAAAAGCAAAAAGAGAGAAGAAGAAAAAGGGCAACGAUGAGGCGUUGUGGCCGUCCACGACCCCCGGGAUUCCAGUGUGGGAUUCCCAUGCCUUAGAGCAGGACGGUACAUACAAAUUUGUGCCUGGCGAUGUUCACUCUCGGCAGUUCAAGGCGCACAGCAAGCGAGGGUUUGACCGGGCGAAUAAGUUGCUUGCCAACUUGAACCGGUUCGUCACAGACUGGGAGGCGGAAUGCCGAGAUGAGGAGGAACAGGGGUCUGAGGCCGAACCGCAAGACACAAACGAGAAGGGAAAGGGACGGGCUUAA
Epithele typhae is the source of this 525-nucleotide messenger RNA. RefSeq lists its product as uncharacterized. Lineage: Eukaryota; Fungi; Basidiomycota; Agaricomycetes; Polyporales; Epitheliaceae. The transcript has 4 exons. The record is from RefSeq and is a predicted model, not a curated record. The coding region runs from base 1 to 525 and encodes 174 amino acids.